Molecule: messenger RNA, 422 nt
Organism: Apis florea (little honeybee)
Lineage: Eukaryota; Metazoa; Arthropoda; Insecta; Hymenoptera; Apidae
Gene: Delta
Product: neurogenic locus protein delta
Biological process (GO): multicellular organism development; cell communication; Notch signaling pathway
Cellular component (GO): cell surface; signaling receptor complex; plasma membrane
Molecular function (GO): calcium ion binding
Source: RefSeq, a predicted model, not a curated record
AGCACAAAUUUUUGCAGAGAAAGUGUUGAUAACCAGGCUGACUACGCAAAAGUGGCUGGACGUCGGGCCAAAUUGGACCGAGGACGAGUACAGGAGCGCCCAUUCGAAAAUGGUGUACGAGUACAGGGUGACUUGCGUGGCCCAUUAUUACGGCAAGGGUUGCGAGAACCUGUGCAGGCCGAGGGACGACAACUUCGGCCAUUACAGCUGUAGCCCGAGCGGGGAGCGCGUAUGCCUCUCUGGAUGGAAGGGCGACUACUGCAAUACCCGUAAGUCUCUCUUUCUCCUACUUCUUGCUCCAACGUCUAUUAUCGUAUGCACGUAAUAUGCGUGCACUCCCACGCUUCCCAUCGCGACUGCACCACGCGUGACAUCCCUCCUUUUUUUGUAGGAAUUCCGUGUAUGAAAUUACAGAGACGAUC